Messenger RNA from Eublepharis macularius, 1511 nucleotides. It is a transcript of the gene ARFRP1, whose product is annotated as ADP ribosylation factor related protein 1. The record is from RefSeq and is a predicted model, not a curated record. Gene Ontology annotation, cellular component: Golgi apparatus. Gene Ontology annotation, biological process: intracellular protein transport; Golgi to plasma membrane protein transport; protein localization to organelle. Gene Ontology annotation, molecular function: GTP binding; GTPase activity. Lineage: Eukaryota; Metazoa; Chordata; Lepidosauria; Squamata; Eublepharidae. Bases 82 to 687 code for a protein of 201 amino acids. The transcript has 8 exons.
UGUUGGCUUCGAAAGGGGCUCAUGAAGAGGGCGACCGGGAGCUGCUGAGCCCUGAGCGGCCUGGAUCUGCGAAGGAGCAGGAUGUAUACGCUGCUGUCCGGGCUGUACAAGUACAUGUUCCGGCGGGAUGAAUACUGCAUCUUGAUUCUCGGGCUGGACAAUGCUGGGAAAACGACCUUCCUUGAACAGACCAAGACACGGUUUUCUAAGAACUACAAAGGCAUGAGCUUAUCCAAAAUUACAACCACUGUGGGCUUGAACAUUGGCACAAUAGAUGUGGGCAAAGCUAGGCUAAUGUUCUGGGAUCUUGGAGGACAAGAGGAACUUCAGUCUCUCUGGGACAAGUAUUAUGCCGAAUCUCAUGGUGUCAUCUACGUUAUCGACUCCACCGACGAGGAGAGGCUUUCGGAAUCUAAAAGAGCUUUUGAGAAGAUGAUAACCAGCGAAGUCCUGGAAGGUGUUCCACUUCUGGUUCUAGCUAACAAACAGGAUGUAGAGGGCUGCCUGUCGAUCCCAGACAUCAAGACGGCAUUUAGCGACUGCAUCAACAAGAUUGGCAAGAGGGACUGCCUGACCCAAGCCUGCUCCGCUCUCACUGGCAAAGGGGUGAACGAGGGGAUCGAGUGGAUGGUGAAAUGCGUGGUGAGAAAUAUCCAUCGCCCUCCAAGGCAGAAGGACAUCACGUAGAGAGCCACGGAGGAACUGGGUUCCAGACGUCUUUUGUCCUGGACAGAAUCGCUUUGCUCUGUUUGUCUGUUUCUUUCUUUCUCUCUCUCUCCUCUUGGAAUGAAAUCUCCAGAACUCCUGGCCCGUUCCUAGUUUGGGCGUGUUGAACGCACGCACCGUGUCGUCUUUUGGUGUCUUGCAAAAGAACUCCUCAACUGUGAAGGAUUUUAACCGAAGAUCUACUGAUUUCCUCUACUCCCUUACUGCAUAGGCUGUGGUCAUCGCCCCUUGGAGAUGGGGGCCCCAUAAGAGCUCAGGGCCCUUGGGUCCCUCUGUAUCACCUUUACUUGUGAGACUGAAAAUUCUUGGGUUGGCUGAUCUCAUGGAAACGUAUGCUCGAAAUACAUUGAGUAGCACACAUUCCGGUUGCCGUUGGAAGCGUCUGGGUGUUUUUCCAAACCUGAGUUCGUGGCCACGGGUCAACGGGGCUUGGAAGUGGGAGGUGACCGUUCCUUUGUAACAAAGAAAGCAACUCACCAGCCCCGUGAGUGGGCAUAAAGGGCUGUGGCCCUGGUUAUAUUUGCAUUAGUACAGGGUUACAACUGAUGUAUAGAUUUUAUUUCUCAUUGGUUUUGUGACUGCAGGUGCAGAGAUGGGUACUGGCCGACAAAAACUCUCUUUGGAUGACGUUCACCUCUGGUUGCCUCAGCUAAGCAGAGAAAAUUAGCUGGGAACUGUUCUCUUGUGGAGCCAAUAACGCUCUCUAUAUUUCCAGGAUCCAGAGACGCUGUAUGAAGAUUGUUAUCCAAUAAAGUUUCAUAUCCCACUUUGCCUCCAUUGGGGGA